AUGGCGGCGGCCUGCCCGGGCGGGGCGGGGGCCUCGCGUUGGGCCUGGCGCCCGGUGGCCCAGGACGCGCUGCUGGCGCGGGCCUUUCAUUCUUGUACCGAGCUGCGGGGCCGGCUCUAUGUGGUGGGGGGUCUCCUGACUGGCGGGGCAACGGAGCCGAGCGGUGACACGGUGGUCUUGGACGUGGCGGGGGGCCUGGCCGUGCGAGACGGGGCGCGGGCUGGCCCGAGGCGCAGCCAUCACGACGCGGCGGCGCUGCACGGGCGCUGGCUAUGCGUCGUAGGCGGCUGGGAUGGAGCGCGCCGCUUGGCUUCGGUGGCCGCGCUGGACACGGAGCGUGGGGAGUGGGAGGUGUGGACCCCAGCGCCCGGCAGCCGCCCCCCCGUGGGCCUCAGCGGCCACACCUGCACCCGCCUCUCAGAUCGCGAGCUGCGGGUGGCCGGCCGGGAGGGCGGGACGCGCACCCAGCGCCGCUACGGCAGCAUCUACUCGCUGAGGCUCGACCCCAGCGCCCGCACUUACUGCUACGCGGAAGAAGGCUGCCACUCCGCCUCCCGCUCGGGGCACUGCGCCGCCCUGCUCCCGACCCCCGGGCCCCGCCCCGGUCACCAGCUCCUGCUCUUUGGCGGCUGCAGCUCAGCUGACCCAGAAGUCGCUGGGCAGUGGAGUCGCGGAAAGAUCAAGGAGGAGCCGCCCGAGGCUCCCCGUUUGAUGGAACAGCUGGGAAAGCUUGUGAGUAGCGGGCAGGGGUCCCGGCAGGGGCCCAGGGGACUUCGGCAUCACUCCUGUUCCGUGGUUGGGCCCUUUGCUGUGCUGUUCGGUGGAGAAACUCUGACCAGAGCCAGAGACGCCGUCUGCAACGACCUCUAUGUCUACGACACGCGCUCGUCCCCGGCCCUGUGGUUCCGCUUCCCCUGUGCGGACCGAGCAGUGAAGCGUGUGGGCCACCGGACCUGCCUUUGGAACGACCAGCUGUACCUGGUGGGGGGUUUUGGCGAGGACGGCCGGACAGCCAGCCCGCAGGCUUGCGUCCUGGACCUCUUCCUCUAAGGCGCGGCGCCAAGGACACCCAGUCGACCCUGUGCUCUGCUGUGAACUCACGGAGCCUUAUUACUGGAGCUGCCCACCUCCCGUCAAAUGCCUAUUAAAGUGCAACCUAAGGGUGGGAAUUUGUCUGAAUCCUUGGGGUCAGGGCAGGAAACAGCAGGCACAUCCUGCGUGUCGGGGAAAGCGGAGAACA
Molecule: messenger RNA, 1240 nt
Organism: Pteronotus mesoamericanus
Lineage: Eukaryota; Metazoa; Chordata; Mammalia; Chiroptera; Mormoopidae
Gene: KLHDC9
Product: kelch domain containing 9
Exons: 4
Coding region: 1-1050 (349 amino acids)
Molecular function (GO): cyclin binding
Source: RefSeq, a predicted model, not a curated record